CUUGGCCUCUCCCAAAACUGGUCACACUGGACUGUCACUUUUUCUUUGUGUAAUUUUUUGUAGUGAAAAUCUUAAAAGUAGAAAACAAUUUAAACAGGCACCCCCGCAACCACGUAUAAUGUCGGAGAACAAGGACGAGACCCUGGCCAGUUUCCAGAACAUAACUGGCAUCGACGAUGUCGGAGAGGCCUUCUCCCACCUGGAGGCUGUCAACUGGAAUCUUAUGGAUGCCCUGAGCCGAGUCAUGCCCCAUGACGAUGCGCCGCUGUCCAAUCCCAUACAGGCGGCCCGGCCAGCUGUCCCGGAUCCAGUGCAGCCGGGAUCGCAAUCGAACACAAACGGGUUCAGGCCACCCAGCUACGAUGAACUGCCGGGGCCAUCGAAUGCAGGCGCCUCCAGCUUCUUUGCUUUGCACAACCAUAAUCAGAACCAGCGGCAUCGGUAUCCCACCCAUCUGACGUCGACCAUUAACUUGGACCCCUCCAGUCAAAACAACAACCAAAACGUCAUGAACUUCAACAUACACUUCAAUCAGAUGUUGUUCCACAUACGAUUGCCUCCAACAGCAACGAUUGAGCAACUGAAACGCAAAAUUUUCGACGCGACCAAUGUCCCAGUGUGUCGGCAGGCCAUAAGCGGCUGGCCGCCAUCGAGGGCCAGCGAUGCUCAGAUAGGGGGAACACAAAUUUGUAAUUUAGAUUUGUCACAGGAAAACGAGCUGAUUCUCGUUGAUCUAACCGAUGAUGGUUUCAUGGACACAGAGCCAGAUGAGGUGCCGCAGCGAACAGAUAAGGAUUUCACCAUCAAGAUAGUGUACGAGCCGGAAGGCACCUUCACAAUGAACGUAUCCGGACAGACUACCAUCCAAGAAGUUAAAAUGAAUGUCUUCUGCAUGAAGAACAUACCAGUGAGGCAUCAAGAAUGGACCGGCUGGCCCAGUGGUUGUAAUAAUGAGACAACCUUGGCGCAAUCAGGCAUUGAGCUGAAUCACCGAUUCGUCUUACGAAACAUUGAGGAACGCGUUCAAUCAAAUUCCAAUGUGCCUCUCGAUGGCGAAAACGCACAAACGAGUUCCAGUUUGUUGAACAACGUAUUCGAUGUUGUGAAUCUCGACAGCGAGAGCUCAGCGGAUGAGUUUGAGGAUGCCACGGACUUCAAUACGGCUGAGUACAUAUUUACAGAUUCUCCGCCCGUUCAACCGCUCAACAGACAUCUAAUACCAAACAAUACGGAUGAUGAGACGACUGGCUCCACCCAGUUUGUGGCGAACUACCGGUCCCGGUUCGGUGAGCCCUAUCCUGAGUUCUUUGACGGCAGCUUAGAUAAUGCCUUGCAGCUGGCCUGCCACAAGCCUGCCAAAGAGCGUAAACUCUUGGCCAUUUACUUACAUCACGGCGAGAGCAUACUCACGAAUGUUUUCUGUGAUCAUCUGAUGAAAGCAGAGAGCAUAAUUCAGACAUUAAAGGAAAAGUUUAUUCUCUUCGGCUGGGACAUGACCUACGAGAGCAACAAGGAUAUGUUCCUCUCUUUGCUGACGGCUCGUAUAAGCAGCAACGCCUCACUCACGGCUAGAAACAUAAAGCUGGACAAGCUUCCGGCCAUUAUGCUAAUUGGAAAGAGCCGACAAUUGGGAAGUAACUGCGAGGUUCUCUCUGUGAUUCAUGGUAAUAUUGGUCUUGAUGAUUUGCUAACGAGGCUCAUUGAAACAACCGCCAUGUACGAGGAGCAGCUGCAGGUUGAGAUACGACAGGAGGAUGAAAAAGCGGCACGGGAUCAAGUGAAGGCCGAGCAGGACAUGGCAUACGAGGAAACCCUGCAGGCGGACAUGGCCAAAGAGGCAGCAAAGAGUCAAAAGGCGGCCGCCCAGGCAGCCGAACGUAAGCGCAUUGAGUCAGAGCGAGCUGAGGAGAGCGCCAGGCGCGAGUCCAUACGAUUAGUCGCUGAACAGUCGCUGCCUCAGGAGCCGGGGGAGCAGGAAACGAACAUAUUCAAGAUACGUGUGCGAAAGCCCACGGGAGAUUUUCUCGAAAGAAGAUUCUACACUCAAAACAACUUGCAGGAUCUGCUGAACUAUGUGACCGCCAAUGGGUUCCUCAUCGAAGAGUACAAACUGAUCAGCAGCUGGCCGCGUCGCGAUCUGACAGCCAUCGAAUCUAGCCAAACCCUGGAGAUGCUCAAACUGUAUCCGCAGGAGACGUUCAUACUAGAAGAGCGAUGAUUUCGUUUCGUUCCGUGUUAAGAGUUUCGUUUUUUCAAUUUCAGAAAUUGUAGAGUUUAUCUAUCAGUUAAGUAUAAUAAUUUUAGUGGAGCCCCAAAAGUAUACAAACACCGUACACAUAAUACAAAUACAAACAUAUACUAUAUCUAA
This is a messenger RNA of Drosophila pseudoobscura, 2368 nucleotides long. It is a transcript of the gene casp, whose product is annotated as Fas associated factor casp. The transcript is spliced from 13 exons. Gene Ontology annotation, cellular component: nucleus; endoplasmic reticulum. The record is from RefSeq and is a predicted model, not a curated record. Bases 119 to 2218 code for a protein of 699 amino acids. NCBI's taxonomy places the organism in Eukaryota, Metazoa, Arthropoda, Insecta, Diptera, Drosophilidae. Gene Ontology annotation, molecular function: ubiquitin binding.